AUGAAGCUUCUCCCGAGGCUCUUGUACUUUUCUUCAAUCAUCUCUACAUCGAGCGCUUUCAUCAAAUCUGCGGGAGUCGGUGACACUGAGCUUUUUGACACCCCAGCUAUAUGCAAGCAGCAUGUCGUUCGCGACGGCGAUACUUGCCUCGGCCUUGCGCGCGCGAACAACAUGUCUUUCUCACAGAUGAUUGCUUGGAACCCCAUUCUCAAACCAGCUUGCGUGAACUUCAACGACUUGUAUGGCCAGAAUAUCUGCUUGAGCAAUCCCACGGGAAGCUUCGCCCUGCCCAGAAAUACACAUGGUGCCAAGAGCACCAGCACCAUCACUACGCAAGCGCCCAAGCCUACCCCACUGCCGAACACAACCAAUACAUAUUGUGGACAAUAUUACAGAGCCGCCAAGGGAGACAGUUGCUCAACCAUCAAGACUAUGUUUGGUAUAUCGAUGGAUGACUUCCUCUUCCUCAAUCCAAGUGUUGGAGAGGACUGUUCUCGCCUCCGGCAAGACUAUCACUACUGUGUGAGGCCUGUUGGAUCCAUAUCGACAUACCGGGGCUACAGGGGAACGCCCACAGGCGACGACGGCGUUGCCUGGGUCGAAAUGCCAAUGAAGCCAGGGCCUACCCGAGACCUCAUGGGCCUAUACAGACCACAAAAGCCGGAGAUCCCAAUCGCCGAUCGCACGCGGCUCGAUUGCAGCGAGUAUUUCUGGACCGAUGAAGAUGACUACGCCUGCUAUGACUUGUUCGUUUUAUCAGAUGCUCCCUUAGAGGACUUUCUCCUAUGGAAUCCCUCUUUGGCACAUAACGAAACGCAAACGCAAAUGAACGCCACCGCAUGCACCCUCUCAGCCAGCAAAUCCUACUGCCUCGAGCUGAACACGCCGCCCCCGAGGCCCGUUGAGCAAAACCCCCCAGCAGUCUCGCACUGCAGCGACAUUCCUACAACAAUCACAUCCGCGCCAUCGCCACCAGCGUCACCAGCAACAAAAAGACCGCCAUCUACCACGAGCACAAUGCCGUCCCCUGUUCAGGCCGGCAUCAGCCCUGCCUGCACCAGUUUCCACAAGGUCUUGCUGAACGACACCUGCAUAGGCAUUGCUCAGCGGCAGAAGCUUGUUCUUCCGGACCUGUACGCCUGGAACCCGGCGCUGGAAGGGGACUGUUCGGGCCUGCAGGCAAACACGUACAUUUGCGUGGCCGGCCCUCACAAUGCCACGGGCCCGCAGGCCCCGAUGCCGACGCAGGCUGGCAUGGUGGCCCAAUGCAAGCGGUUCUACAAGGUGAGGCGUGAUGAGGGGUGUUGGGAUAUAGCUCACAGCGCAAAGAUUCAGCUGGUGGACUUUUAUAAGUGGAAUCCGGCGGCCAAGAAGGACUGCUCGGGCCUCCAAUCUGACGUCUAUGUCUGUAUCGGUAUCUGA
Molecule: messenger RNA, 1422 nt
Organism: Trichoderma reesei QM6a
Lineage: Eukaryota; Fungi; Ascomycota; Sordariomycetes; Hypocreales; Hypocreaceae
Exons: 7
Coding region: 1-1422 (473 amino acids)
Source: RefSeq, a predicted model, not a curated record